AUGGUGAAAGGCAGUAGUAACAAAGACAGUAGCAUCAACGAGCAGGACUACGCUCCCGACAAGAGCUCUUUGGCGACUUGGUGCAGCUAUCGUAAUGCCGUCAUCAUCGUACUUCUCGUCGCACUCAAUGGCGUCUCGUACGGUUAUGAGAUUGGUCUAGUCGGCGGUCUACUCGAAGCUCCUUCAUUUCGAAGGGAUUUUCACAUGCCCAAGGAGCCAAAGAAGUUGGCAGACGAGAAGGGAAACAUCGUCGUCAUCCUCCUCUGUGGGCAGAUCCUCGGUGGUCUCAUCUCACUGUUUCUGCCUGAUUGGAUCGGCCGACGAAAAGCUAUGAUCAUUUCCACCUGCACGUUUCUUGUGGGCGCCGUCAUCCAGAUCACCUGUGCAAUCGAUGGUGCUAACGGCCGAGCGCAACUGUACGUCGGCCGAUUCAUCGCUGGGGCCGGCAUGGGUUGCAACCACACGUCCGUAGGUACUUUUAUCGCCGAAGUCUCGCCGCGACGGAUUCGUGGUGGUCUCAAUGGGACGUUCUUCAUGUUCGUGUAUCUGGGCACGACCUGCGCGUUCUUUGCGAACUUCGGGGUACAGAAGCAUUACGAGUCGAUGAAAGAUGUCAUGAACAGUGCAAACUGGAGGAUCCCCACUGCUUUCCAGGUCAUUCCAGCUGGAAUUGCCCUUAUCGGUGCAAUGAUGUCGAAGGAGACGCCGAGGUGGUUUGUGCUCAAGGGUCGCUGGAUGGAGGCUAAGCAGUCGAGCGCCUUCUACCUUCGCCAAGAUCUCGAUUCGCCCGAGGUCGAAGACCUGGUCAUGCAGAUUCAGAAAGAUAUCAACACGACUGGCAAGAGGACUGUCAAGACCGUCUUUAAAGAAGCAACCCGGACGAAGAACGACCUGCUCCGCUUCGUAGUGCCCUCUCUCGCUCACUUGUGCGCCGAGUGGAGCGGCUUGAUCUCGUUGGCAUACUACAGCCCACAGAUCUUCAAAGAGCUCGGCGUAGUGGGCCGAUCGGCUGGUCUUUUUGCAACGGGAAUAUACGGUAUCGUCAAGACAGUCACGGCCGUGUGCGCCCUUCUCUUCACGGUCGACCGCUUUGGACGCAAGUGGCCAGCAGUCAUCGGCACUCUCAUCCAGGCCUUCGCCAUGUUCUUCAUUGCCAUUUCAGGGGCCGCAACUCAGGCGCCCAAUGAAUCUUUGAGACUUGCAACAAUCUCGAUGAUAUAUGUAUUCACUUUCGGCUUCUGCUUCGGUCUCGCCAUGGUAAUAUCUAGCAUCACUUCGGAAGCACCGCCCACUUCCCUGCGAGUACCCUCAAUGGGGGUUUCAAAGAUCGUGGCCUCCUUGUCGAACCUCGCCCUCGGCAAGCUGACACCAAUUAUGCUCUUGAACAUCCCGAACCGUGGCACCUUCUUCAUCUUCGGAACCUUUUCCCUUGUGGCAACCCUCUUCACGAUCUUCGUUGUUCCCGAGACGAGCAAUCUGCCUUUGGAAGGAAUAACCUACGUUUUCGAGCGCACGCCAUAUAUGAAGAACUGCGUCACCGAUCUCAGCCCACGGAAGAGGAGGGAGACGCAGCGAUUCGUCAUUUCCAAGCUAGCCGACAACGACACAGCCGUCAAGGAGAAGAUCCAGGCUAUGCCCGGCCCUCUCCUCCUAUGA
Molecule: messenger RNA, 1656 nt
Organism: Acaromyces ingoldii
Lineage: Eukaryota; Fungi; Basidiomycota; Exobasidiomycetes; Exobasidiales; Cryptobasidiaceae
Product: general substrate transporter
Exons: 5
Coding region: 1-1656 (551 amino acids)
Biological process (GO): carbohydrate transport; transmembrane transport
Cellular component (GO): membrane
Molecular function (GO): carbohydrate:proton symporter activity
Source: RefSeq, a predicted model, not a curated record